CAGGGCUUCCCAGAGUCCGCAGAGCAGCUGGAAGCGCUGAAGCAGCUGGGGCUCAACUUGGACCAGGUGCUGCUGCUGCAGGUAGGUGAGGAGGCGGACGUGACGGAGACUCUGCAGUCGCGGGGCCUGAGCUUGGAGCCCCCGCAGACCCUGGAGAAUCAGCUGGCUGCCUUCGAGGGCCUGAGGGCCGUGGACGGCCUCCGCUUGAUGGAUGUGGCUUUGGAGGUCGACGAGGAAGAGCAGUUUGCGCAGAUCAGGAAGCACAUCGACCCAUUCUACGAGGUUGUCGAGGACGAGACCAUGGCGGCCGAGAUUCCCGACCCUGAGGAGUGGACGCCCGAGGAGGUUGAGGACGGCGCUGAGCCGGCGGAGCGGCCCGUGAUCUCCUGGGGCUGCUGCGGGCCGUACUGCCCAGUGACCUUGAAGGAGCGCUGGCUCUAUCCCGGGCAGAAGGACUUCCAGCACGUCUACCGGAACAAGGUCUUUGCCCUAGCCAACGAGGCGGCCAGUCAGGCCUUCGUCAAGGAGCCGGUAAGCUUUGUGCCAACCAAAGAGCCGGCUUUGCCGCCGCCGCGGAUCCUCAUCACCGGGCCCACCGGGUCCGGCGUGGCGAAGCAGUGUGAGAUGCUGAGCGAGGUCUACAAAAUCCCCGUGCUGAAGCUGGAGGAGAUUUGGAGGAUUGGUCCUAUGUAUCCUUUACCAACAACUCGAGUCUUGGGGUACGGGAGGACCAAGGUCCAAGAGCGGCUGGAGCGGGUGAAGGAUGCCCGGAAGGAGCAAAUGAGGCUGGAUGCCUUGCUGCAGCCGAUGCUAGAGGAUGACAAGCCGCUCUUCCCUGAGGGCUGGGUGCCGCAGGAGGAGAAGCCUGCUGACCCGGAAGAAGAAGAGGGGCAAGCGCCAGAACCCGAGGAGGAUGGCCUGGACGACGAGCAGCGGGAGGAGCUCUUCGUGCAGGCCAUGAAGGACGCCUUAGGGCCCCACUGCGGCGCUUGCAUUUUGGACGGCACAUGGUUUGGUGACUUGGCGGACGAGGAGAUGGCGGAGGAGAUCAAAGCUGCCAGGUCUCUGCCGAACUUGCUAACCAAGGCAAAGCGUCUUCCGGACCUCACAGUGGUUCUGAAGUGUCGGAAUGACUUGGCGGCCAAGAACACCUUUGACUUCGAGGCCAUCGACAAAGACUACGAGGAGCGCCUGGUGGCGUACCAGGCCCAAGUCACAGCGGCCGAGGCAAAGGAGGAGGAUCCUCCUGAGGCCCCAGAGGGUCUGGUCGUGGACGGCGAGGAGAAGGAAUCUGAGCGCGUCAAGGCGCGGUUCGUGGAGCAGAAGGCGCAGCAGCAGCAGCUGCUCAAGGACCUGGCGGAGGCGCUCCAAACAGCCCGGGCACCCUUCCAGAAGGUGUCUUCAGACCGGGGGGAUGAGCCGACGCACAAGGCAGUGAGGUUUCAUUGCCGCCCCUUCGUGGAGCAUCGCAGCAGCAUGCUCAUGAAGCACCAGGUCACCAAGGCUGCUCCAGCGCUGGCUUCGGACCUGCUGCGCAGAGGCUUGGCAAGGCCCUCACGCUUCAGCAGCCCGCGGCCGGACUCCACGGCCUUUUGCAGCGCCGUGCUGUGCGGUCGUAUCUAUUAUUUCGAGACCGAGGAGGAGCGUGCCCAGUUCAUGGAGCGGCCCGCUGAGUUCCUCAGCAACCCAGGCUCCAGCGUGGUGGCAGUUCGCCCGGCAGUGUGCGUGCUGGGCGGCCCGCUGAGCGGCAAGACCAACGUGGCCAAGCAGUUGGCCACGAGGACGGGUGCGGUGUACAUUUCCGUGCCAGAGGUCCUCUCCGGGCUGUCGGCGGCUGUGCCGUGGCAGCUUUCCAAGGACAUCGCGGAGUCCCUGAGGCGGCAGCGCCUCUCAGAUGACCAGGUGAUCCAGGCCUUGCGGUUCCGGCUCCUGUCGCCAGAUGUGCUGCAACGGGGCUGGGUGCUGGACGAUUUCCCCUGCACCGUCGGGCAGGCAGAGGGCCUGGCGCAGCUGGGGGUAGUGCCGCACCAAGUGCUGGUGCUGGACGCCCCGGAGGCCGCGAUCUUCUCCCGGUGCCAGGCGCUGACGCAGGCUAUGCGGCCAGGCACCGAGCUGCAGCAGGAGCUAGCGCUGCAGCGGGAGCGCCUGGAGGGCUUCCGCCGCCACAGCGGCGCCGUGCGCGUCUUCUACUCCAUGACCUUCGGCAACCUCUGCGACAUCGACGCCUCCAGGUCCAGCUGGGCAAUCUUUGACCGAGCGCUGCAGGAGACCCAGGCAAGCUGCCGCCGGCGCUCGGAGUACUACCGCCGCACUGCGCAAGGCCUGGCGGCGAAAGUGGCCGGUAUGGCCUUCCCGGCGACGCGAUUGAAGCGUGCCUCCGCCUGGAAGCAAUACUGCCCGGUCACCUUGGCCUUGGCCAACGAGCUCAUGCCAUGCUACGAUCCCAACUUUGCAGUGGAGCACAAGUCCAAGGUCUACUGGACGGCAUCUGCGGAGUACGCGGAGCUCUUCGCACAAGACCCUGAGGCCUUCCUCCAGGUUCCGCUGCCCAAGACCCUCCCCAAGUUGCUGGAUGAUGGCGAACGGACCAAGAAGAACGGGUUCCCGGUGGAGCUGGGCGGCUUUUGCCCCGUGAUGCUUGUGGAGAAGGGCCAGUUGCAGAAGGGCUCCCGCUACUUCAUGGUGGAGUACAACUCGUGCCUAUACCGCCUUACCAGCCGGGAGGCGUGUGCCAAGUUCCUGCGCCGACCGCUGCGCUUCUCGCGAGCAAAGCUGCCCCAGAAGCUUCCUCCGGAGGUCUCAACGGAGGAGAGGCAGGCAUCCCAUCUGCUGAGCGCCUUGGUGAAGGGCAAGGACGGAAGAGGGCUGCAGCCUUCAGACAUGGUCACCUAUAUGCAGGCGCGGCGCGGCGGUCACCUAUAG
Molecule: messenger RNA, 2922 nt
Organism: Effrenium voratum
Lineage: Eukaryota; Dinophyceae; Suessiales; Symbiodiniaceae
Source: the annotation of a GenBank genome assembly